Cimex lectularius (bed bug) is the source of this 2148-nucleotide messenger RNA. RefSeq lists its product as uncharacterized. The transcript is spliced from 8 exons. The coding region runs from base 122 to 2068 and encodes 648 amino acids. NCBI's taxonomy places the organism in Eukaryota, Metazoa, Arthropoda, Insecta, Hemiptera, Cimicidae. The record is from RefSeq and is a predicted model, not a curated record. Gene Ontology annotation, molecular function: protein binding.
AGAAACUUUAUUCACUAAGUUUAACCUAAAGUCACUAAGAAUCUAAAAUAAAAUGUUUCAACUACAAUAAAACAACUGAUAAAUUAAAAAAUUAUUUUGAAGUAGGUAGUUUUCAAGAAAGAUGGAAAAGAUUUUACUCAGGCUAGAAGAAAGACGAGCGAUUUAUGAGUCUCUUAAGGACAGGGCUAAGAAAAUAAAAGAAAAGCAGAAAGUGGGACUUCCUCAGGGGAUUUCUGAUUUCAAUGUCGGAGGUUACCACCAAGUCUUGGAAGAUGACACCUCCGAAGAGGAGUUUGUACCAGAGACGGCCCACUUCCGUCCUGAGUACUCCGACGAACAGAAAGACAUCUUCAUGGAGGUACGUGGCAAGGUGGAUGUGUCUAUGGAAAACAGAAGGCAGGUCUGGCUGCCGAGGGAUUUCUGCGAAGACUAUUUCGAAGACAGGCUGUCAUAUUUUUCCGAAAAGGCGGCACAAAUUCAAAAUAUAAAGACAAAAUUAAUGAGCCAAUUCUAUCUACCCCAUGCGGGUAAGUACCGUGUCAGUGGGGGCCUUUUUCUAGACAGGUUCUACGAACCACAUACAAUGUUGGGUGUUUCGUGUCUGGCCAUGACUUCUGAUGUCGGAUACAUAGCAAGAGGUCAUGGCAAUGGGAUCGUCAAGAUUUGGAACGUAGGCGCCGAUACUCAAGUAACAAUGGAACCUUAUGAGGAUUGUUCGAGAAUCACGAGGAUUAAAUUUAUAGAACAGCCUGAAACGGCAUCAUUAUUUGCCGUUUCAAGAGCAGGCAAUAUAUAUUAUUGCAGUCAGAAUGUAAAAGGAUGGGAAUGCGAUUUAUUCACUACAGAAAAGGAUAAUGAGAUCGAAGCGCUGGAUAUCGGGCACAGAAAUAAAAGAAUCAUAACUGCUGGAAGUGAUGCGACAAUACGUAUUUACAAUGUGGACACAAGAAAGAUCGAAAAAUCUUACGACAGCUACAAACACAGCAUUAUCAACCAAUACUUGAAAAGUUUCAAAGCAAAAUUGCUUGAAGACGAAGGCCACUAUUUGAGACUGUACGCUGUCAAGUUCAUGGACGAAAACAGUAAUGUGUUUUUUACAGGUGGACUGGAUGGAACUGUAAAGGUUUGGGAUUUAAGGACAGCAUUGGCCGUCGAGAACCUCGUCGGACCGUUAAUCUGUGGAGAUACCAUUGACUGCUAUGGGAACAAGUUACUCUGCGGCCAGUGGACGUCUGAAGACAGUUUGUUGUGUUACGACAUCCGUACUUUUCGUCCAAUGAGAAUAUCUCCGACAAAUCGCGUGCUCGGGAGCAGAGGGGAGUACCCGUACUGCUGCAAAUUUCUCCGCGAUUAUGAACACACGUUUGUACGCGGUAUUGACGGCGACCUUGUGAUGUGUGGAGGUUGCCGGAGUUUGGAGAUAAUAAGCUUAUCGGAAAAAGUUGUGGUGUGGGCGUUGCCUGAUGACGGUAACGUCGUUUCUGUCGACAACUCAUUCCCUUUCAUCGCACACGCUAGUUCGGCUCACCAAUUCACAGUAUCCACCUUUUCUCCGUCCAUCCGGCUUUUCAAAUCCCUUUUAGAAUAUGAAGAAUUCGAUGAAGAACUCGAGGACGUAAAGGAAGAAUUCCAAGAAGAACAGGAAGAGGAAGGGAUGGAGGUUGAAGCCGAACUGGAGGAAGAGGUGGCGACCUACAAAUUGAUGGAAGACCUCGAGGGUAAACCCGAGGACGCGACGAUGGUUCUUAACGACAUAAUAAUGAAAUACGCGACAAGGGACUUCGCCACACAGGGCGAUCUAUUCGUGACAGUCUGGAAACUGGCGAGGAAACGGCUCCUCAGGGAUUGGAUCAAAAACAAGAACGACUACGAGGUCUUGAGGCAACAGGCCAACGCCCAAAAGGAAGUCCUCCAUUCAAGGAAGCAUCGCUGGUGUGAGAAAAAUAUCAUACUACGCAAAACGAAGGAAGGCGAAGUCAGAAUUCCGUUGAAAAAAGGAAACAAAUCAGUUACAUUAGAAGCAGAAGUUUUUUCGACAAAGCCAGGAGCGAGCAGCCAAAAAGAUUAACGUUGCUAAGUAAAUCUUUUCUGACUACUACUACUUAGACUUAUAUAACAUAAUAUAAUAAACAUAUUUAAUAAGUGAGA